Messenger RNA from Exophiala dermatitidis NIH/UT8656, 588 nucleotides. RefSeq lists its product as uncharacterized. Lineage: Eukaryota; Fungi; Ascomycota; Eurotiomycetes; Chaetothyriales; Herpotrichiellaceae. The transcript has a single exon. The record is from RefSeq and is a predicted model, not a curated record. Bases 1 to 588 code for a protein of 195 amino acids.
AUGUCUUCCUCAUCUCCAUCCACCCUCACCAUUUCACCAGGCCGACUCCUCCUAACCCUCGUCUCACUCAGCACGAGCAUCUCAUGCUACAUCGCCGACUGGAACGAGACACACGUCAAAAACCCCAAAUGGCCACCUCACGCGCGGUUCCACAAUGGACAGACCAUGUCGAUGGGGUUGGUGUUGGGGUUGUUGACACUAUAUUUCACUUGGAGGAAGCCGCCUAAGCCGCAGGCGACGUCUUCGCCGUCAGGCCCAGGCAGUAACAUUGACGCCAACAAAGACGGUUUUUCUGUGGCGUUGGCAAAAGAUUCCAUCACCUCCGCCGCCCUAGUCGGAAGUCUAUACUGGAUAACAGGGAUUUCGGCAAUCAUGUACCCUGGCACCAAAUGGGUUGAUCCGGAGUUUGGGACGGGGGCACCGCAGAGGGGGGUGUUUUUGGGGCAUUUGGUUUUGGUCUGGGUGGGUUGGUGGUUGGAGAUGAGGAAAUUGAGCCGUCUGGAAAAAGAAGAAGUUGAAGGAGAAGGAAGAGGUGGUGGUGGUGGGAGAAUAGUGGCUGGUGCUGCCCCUGACAAAAAGGGUAGAUAG